Messenger RNA from Pipra filicauda (Wire-tailed manakin), 3013 nucleotides. RefSeq names its product ADP ribosylation factor GTPase activating protein 2 (gene ARFGAP2). The record is from RefSeq and is a predicted model, not a curated record. Gene Ontology annotation, molecular function: GTPase activator activity. The coding region runs from base 124 to 1698 and encodes 524 amino acids. Gene Ontology annotation, biological process: COPI coating of Golgi vesicle. NCBI's taxonomy places the organism in Eukaryota, Metazoa, Chordata, Aves, Passeriformes, Pipridae. The transcript has 16 exons.
GCGGACGGGCUGCUCCGCUCCCGGGGCGGGGCGAGCCGGCCCGGCACAGACCAGUCGCGGCCGCGGCGCCGAUUGGGCCCGGCCGGCUCCCGUCCCCGCGGGGGUGUCUGGGAAGGAGAGAUCAUGGCGGCGGAGCCGAGCAAGACGGAGAUCCAGACUCUCUUCAAGCGGCUCCGGGCAGCGCCGGCCAACAAGUCGUGCUUCGACUGCGGCGCCAAGAACCCGAGCUGGGCCAGCAUCACCUACGGAGUCUUCCUGUGCAUCGACUGCUCCGGUGUCCACAGGUCCCUGGGCGUGCACCUCAGCUUCAUCAGGUCCACGGAGUUGGAUUCUAACUGGAACUGGUUCCAGCUGAGGUGUAUGCAAGUGGGCAGCAAUGCCAAUGCGACUGCUUUCUUCCGCCAGCAUGGCUGUACUACCACAGAUGCCAAUGCUAAAUAUAACAGCCGAGCUGCCCAGAUGUACAGGGAGAAGAUCCGGCAGCUGGCAAGUGCUGCCAUGGCCAAGUAUGGCACUGAUCUGCUUAUAGAUGGACUGAGCGGAGCCCCUGGGCACUCCCCUGACAAGAGUGAUGCUGAUUUCUUUACAGAGCACACACAGUCUUCCAGUACCUGGGAUGUAGCAGAUGCCAGCCAGAAUCUUGCACAGUCUUCCCCAGAGGUGGAAAAAGCAGCAAAGUCAUCAGAAGGCAGUGAAGUGUCAAAUGCCAGCCAAGGCCCAUCUAUUGACUUGUUGAGCACAUCUCCUAAAGCUCCUCUAGAACUUAAAUCCUCCCUCAUUGGAAAGAAGAAGCCAGGAGCUGCCAAGAAAGGGUUGGGAGCAAAAAAAGGUCUUGGAGCCCAGAAAGUAAGCAGCCAGAGCUUCAGUGAGAUUGAGCGACAAGCCCAGGUGGCAGAGCAGCUGAGGGAGCAGCAGGCAGUGGAGUCCAGGAAACAAGCCGAGGAGUCCAUAGUUGCCUCAAUGCGUCUGGCUUAUCAGGAACUGCAGCUUGAUCGGAAGAAGGAAGAGAAGAAGCUUCAGAAUCUUGAAGGGAAGAAACGUGAACAAGCAGAGAGGCUGGGCAUGGGCUUGGUGUCCAGAAGUCCUGUUUCACACUCGGUGAUGGCUGAGAUGCAAGUAAUUGAGCAGGAGACGCCGCUGGGAGCAAAGUCUUCCCGCUCUCAAUUGGACUUGUUUGAAGAUGGUGGAAGCUUCACAUGUGGACCCCCCAAGUACAAAUACAGUCCCUUCUCAUUUGAAGAUGCAUUUGGUUCACGAUGGGAAACAGACUCUUCAUGGGGUAUGGACAAAGAGGAGGAACCUGAGGUGACUGUUUCCAGUAUUCGGCCAGUUUCAGAGAGACCCACCAGUAGGCGGGAGACUGAGAACAGGCCAUCCAUUGUGGAAUCCAAUGAAGCUCGGCAGAAGUUUGCAGGGGCUAAAGCUAUCUCUUCAGAUAUGUUUUUUGGGCGGGAGGCAGAUGCUGAGUACGAAGCCAGAUCCCGACUGCAGCAGCUCUCAGGCAGCAGCGCCAUCAGCUCUGCAGACCUGUUUGGAGAGGCUGACAAUGUACACUCAGGUGGCGUGUCUAUUGGAAAUGUCCUGCCUGCAGCUGACAUUGCACAGUUCAAGCAAGGAGUGAAAUCCGUUGCUGGCAAGAUGGCUGUCCUAGCCAAUGGGGUGAUGAACUCCCUCCAGGAUCGUUAUGGCUCAUAUUGAUGACCCCAGGGACUGCAACUCAAAGGGAAGCAAGCAAGAGGCACUGAUGCCACCUUUGUCUGGAGUAAACUCCGCAGGACUGUCUUAUUAUCUGGGUUGGGUGGGGAGGGGAGAAGGUAACCGGAGGGAGUCAGGACAUGGCUGUUCCCAGGAUGCUUUCUGAAUAUCUCUGGAUUCCACUCUAUUAAAAUUCAAUGUGCCCUCAUACCCACUGCUAUCUACUAGCCAGUAGAGACAGGCCUUCUUACAAGGUUAACCUCACUGUUGUAAAAGAUAUGACAGGAACUCCUGGACUGCCCUCAUCAGUGCUCCUGUCCUUCUUGGCCCAUACCUUAACUCACCAAGUGACAGAGGAAAGGGGAAUGCUACUUUUCUGAACAUCACGUGAUAUGACUUUUUUGUUCUGCUCAGUGCUCCCAAUCCAUGGUGCUGUGGAGUCCUCUGUAUUUGCAGGGUCUGACUUUUGCCAUGAUAUGGUCCUUUUUACUGUCUUCUAAACCAGCAUAUAUAGAUGCAGAAGAAAAAAAACUUUUUAGCUUCUAACUACAUCAUCAGCAAGAAAGGCCCAGGUAAAGAAGUAAUUUACUGGAUCCCUGGUUAUUUUGUUGCCCAGGUUUGGAUGGAGGUCAAAGUACUGAGCCUCUGACAUCACCAUGAGAUGCAGCAGUGAGUGAGGACUGUCAUUUUAGUCCUGUUCAACUGCUUCUGACUCUGUUUUUAACAAGAGCAUGUUUUUCUCUUCCUUGGACUAUGGUGUUGAGGACUAGGUAGUAAGAAAAAGGGUGGGAAAGGGCUAGUUACACACUCUUAGUAAUACUAAGAGGAGAGGCUGAGGCUGUUCUGAAGCCUUUUCUGUGGGACUGGGCUUCACCUCUCCUGCUCAUUGAGGGGCUGUAGCAGCUGCUGGGAUGAGGAAGCGUUACUCAGCUGCUCUAUGCUGAUGUUUUGCCACCCAGGGCCACUGUGAUAGGGCAGGAGGGGGGUAAGGGUUGGUUCUUCCUGUGGCUUUGCCACAUGUGUCCCGGCACGAAGGGGCCAGAGCUCCAGGGAGUGACAGUGUUGCCACAGGGUGAGGGCAGGAGUUCACGGGCACCUGCAUGGCCACAAGUGCUGCCCCAGUGCUCAGUGAUGCUUCCCCCAGGCCAUGCCCCAGGCAGCACCUAGAGGAGGGGCCAGGGCAGCCCAGAAGACCCAGAUGCAGCAGAGGCCUGACACAGCGUGCUUUAUUGCCGGGCUGUCACAGCCACUCACCGAGCUGGGAACGAACACACAGAUCAUAAAUAAUAUAACUUAUAAUAAAUAAUUUCUCCCACUA